AUGGCGGCCGAAUCGGACAUGGCUCAAAUGAUGAUGGCGGCCGAAUCGGACAUGGCUCAGAUGAUGACGGCGGCCGAAUCGGACGUGGCUCAGAUAACGACCGCGGCCGCGGGCGAUGUUGUCCCGGUGGCGUCGGCGACUGCGGCUGCUCGCCCGCACGACUUUACUCUGCAGUACCCGAUCCGGCGCGAGUACUUUCUCGACACGUUUGUCCAGCAAGCACCGGCCCGCAUCCGUAAGAGGCGGCACAAUGGUGCGCGCUUGGUGGCGGCAGGCGCCGAGGCGCUCGAGAGCAGCAUCGCAGAGACUGUGGCCGACUUGGCUGAGUCCCGGCCGCCGCUGCUGGUCUACGUCCACGUCCCAUUCUGUGCAUCAAAGUGCACGUACUGCAACUUUGCUGUCGACACGCGCCAAACGAGCACACUCCACGCAGCAUACGUGCACGCGCUUGGACGUCAGAUGGCUGCCCUCGAGGCCAUGCUUCCUCCAGACAAGAUCCUUGGCGGCAUUGACAUCGGCGGCGGGACGCCGACGCUGCUCUCAACGUCACUUCUGCGUGAGCUCCUCGAUCAGCUCGCGCCACUGCGGGCCCGAGUUGCACCGUCGUUGGAGCACCCUCUCUCAAUCGAGACAACGCCGGCCAUUGCGUCGGCCGAGCCUGACAAGAUGGCAGCACUUGUGGCCGGCAGCGUCGACCGCAUCUCUAUGGGCCUACAGUCGUCGUCGGCGGCUGUUCUUCGCGAUCUCAACCGCGAGGCCCAGGUCGAUGCGCCAGCCCGUGCUGCAGACGCCAUCCAUGCUGCUGGCUUUAAGCGGUUCUCGGUCGACAUCAUUUUUGGUCUUCCGGACCAGACCAUGGAGAUGUGGAUGGCCGACGUGGCCGCCGCCAUCGCCCUCGCACCCGACGCCAUCACCACCUACGACUGCCUCUAUCGUGGCAAGGGCCGGGUCAUGACUCGCCACACCGCCGCCGCCGCGCUGCCGUCGUGGCGCCGCCACUACGGGCCCAUGUACGAUGCCGCCUACGAUGCACUUGCCGCUGCUGGCUACGUCGCUCCAUACGGUUCGGUCAACUACUCGCGCCAACCUGGCGAGACCGGCACCUCGGCGUACUUUGAGGCUCGCCUCCGCGAUGGCGCCCCCUACAUCGGCCUCGGCAAUUACGCCUCGUCGCUUCUCGGCGGCCCGCUUGACACAUGGGCCUUUGCCCCCUACACCGUCGACGGCUACCUCGCCGCCAUUGACGCGGACAACCUCUUCCCCGCCGACUUUGCCUACGCUCUCCCCACUUCCGAGCUUGCGGCCAAGACCGCGCUCCUCCAGCUCACUUUCGGCAGCGUCGACCUCACGCGGCUGGCUCGCUCGCUCGGCUGCGACGUCGACGCCGUCGCCGCCGAGCUCGGUCCGGGCAUCGCUGCCGCGUGCGAGUCUGGCUGGCUCGCGCCGGCUGCUCCCGGCUCGAAUGUCUUCUCCGUCCAGCACGGCGCGUUCGCCGCCAUGCCCUCGGUCCGCGCUCUCUUCCACACCCGCGGUUCGCUGCAGUGGUACCAGGCGCAGCUCCGCGCAACGACGGCGCGAUGAAGCUGGAGGCGGAUUUACGCGCUGGCGCCGUCGGCAAAGUUGGCGGCAAACGAGGCUGCGCGGGCAUAGGACCCGCCCGCGACAUGCGGUGUGGUGGCGGUCGACGAGCUUGCCGAUGCGGCCGGCGACGAAGACGAAGACGACGGCGCGACGGCCACCCGCGAGAUGUGAACCUGCUCGUAGAAGAGGACGUAGACGCCCUCGGGCGAGAUGUUGGCCUGCGGCGCAAACGAGACCUUGUCGUCGUCAAACGUGGCCCACACGUCGUUGUUCAUCCGGACGUGGGUGAUGUAGUGGCCCUUGUGUGCCGUCCGGCCAAGGUGCUCCACGGCGGCAGUAAGCCUGUACUCGCGCGAGAUGAGUGACGACUUGAGGCUCUCGGAGCAGAGGUUCUUGGGAAUGGUGAGCUCGUGCUCAAACUUGAUCGGCCGCACAAUCUUGAUCGGCCCGCCGGCCUUGUUGUAGGUAAACCGCUUGAGCGAGAAA
Molecule: messenger RNA, 2067 nt
Organism: Thecamonas trahens ATCC 50062
Lineage: Eukaryota; Apusomonadida; Apusomonadidae
Product: coproporphyrinogen III oxidase
Exons: 2
Coding region: 1-1581 (526 amino acids)
Biological process (GO): porphyrin-containing compound biosynthetic process
Cellular component (GO): cytoplasm
Molecular function (GO): catalytic activity; 4 iron, 4 sulfur cluster binding
Source: RefSeq, a predicted model, not a curated record